AUGAAUUGGCUUAUGAUGAAUUCAUUUCAAAAUGUUGUGCAAAAAAAUGGAAAUCCUUUAUGGGAGCAAUUAAAAAAAGAAUUAACGGCUUUUGAUCGUUUAGAUAUUGUGUAUAAAAUUAAAACAAAAUUUGAAGAUACCUUAUCAAGUCAAGGAAAAGUUAGCACUAUUGAAUGUCGAAUUCCUCAUGGUUGUGUUUUUAAGUUUGAUUUACUUGAAGAUGAAAUUUGUAGCGAAGUCGAAUUCCAAUUAAACAGUGUUGUUAAUAAUUGGACAGCUAUUAAUAAUAAGAAACAAGCAUUUCAAUAUUAUUUAACAAAAAAAAAGAAUGCGACAUUGUUUGUGAAAGUAGAAAAGUUAUUAUUUGAAAAUGAAACACUUAAUUUUAAGUUUUCAUUUCAAGGUUUAAAAAAAACAUUCUUUCAACAUUUUUGUUCAGUUAAUAUUAUAGGUAAUUGCAACUAUGAGUUAAUCUAUAAUGGGUUGUGUGUUGCAACACCUGAACCAAUUUCCAACAACGGGUUUAGACAAAAUGUAAGAACAACAAAUUCUUUGGAUUGGAGAGAGACAAACAAUAUUUGUUUAGAUAAAACACCUAAUAAUAAAUCAAUAGAGUUAAUUGGAUUAGAUUAUUUUAAUAGAAAUUUUUCUGAUUGUAAUGAUGUUAUUUAUGUCACUUCUUCUAUUGCUGACAAUGAUAAUUUAGUUGCUUCCAAGUUUAUUGAAAUAUUUACUGUCAAUUGUACAGGUAUACGUGCUGUACUACCUGGUUACCGUUUACGUUAUCAUGCAUCUCUUUUAAAGUGCAAUGUUGAAAAGUUUACUAAUUAUAAUGAUGAAAAUAGACUAACAAUUUUUGUGUCUGAACUCAACCUUGUUAUAAUUGCUCGUGUUGCUACUUCAAUAUAUUGCCUCAAGCUAGAAUCUGAACAGUGUUUAAAUGAUGUCAUAUUAUUUGUUAAUGUUAACAAUCCUCUAAUUGAUACUAAUAAACUAAUUAUUUUGGGAGUUGUAGUUUUACCGUUACAUGAUCGUAAACAUUUAAAAGAAGAGUUAUUUUAUUACUUCUCAGAGGAUUUUGAUUUAGAUAAAAUUUUGUUUCUAUGUAAAGAUGACAUUGAAGAUGAGAAUUUUGAAACUUGGUGGAGAUUAGUUGUAGCUUACUGCAUUAAAAAAGUAAAUCCAAAAAAUAAUAGUGAAGUACUAUUUAAAAAACUCAUCAGUUUAACUAUGAUGUCAAUGUCUAUAGUUGACCAUUGCUAUCCCACAUUAGAAUCAGAUACUCAAAAACAGAUACAAUCAUUGGUUCUUAAUGUUGAACAAAGAAAUGCAAUCAAUGACAAAGCUUUGAAAAAAAUCAUCACUGGAGGAUAUGGUUCAGGUAAAUCUAUAGUAGGAAAAGAGAUUGUUAAAAAUUGUAUUUCUCAUAAGUCACAAAAUCCUUUGACCCUAUUUUAUAUAUGUUGUAACCAUUUUUCAUUGUAUGAAUGCCAUAUGAAAGAGUUUGUUGACAGUAUAGAGAAAUCUUCAAAUGUUAAGGUUGUCUGUGAUAAUUUGUAUGAGUUGUGGAAAAAAAUGUGCAAAAACAAAAGCACUUCAAGCAAUUACAUUUCAAUACCAAAAUUGCUAGAGUAUUUAGCGAGCACCAACGGUAACAAAGUAUGUUUUGUACUUGAAGAACUUUCUGAAGAGUAUGUUAAAGAAGAAGAUGCAGCUCAACUUAAACAUUUGUUUGAAUCUAUAUUAAAAGAUUCUUUAGUCGUUUUUAUUCCUGAGAGUAUUACAAAGAAUCGAGAAUUGAUAGCAAAUAAACAAAAGCGUACAAUACAAAGAAAUUACUUUCAAGAAGAAAUAAUAGGAAUGAAGGUCAUAUCUCUAAAUAAAUCAAUGAGAGUUACGGAAUGCAAUAAACUAUUAAUAGAUAUUACUCAAAAAACUAUUUGUGAAACAAAAAGUGUUUUAAACAUUCCAAACACUAACUUUAAAAUAUUGGAAGAAGGUAAAGAAAAUAAUUUGUUUAGAGUUAAAGAUAAGCAAAUUGAGGAAGAGAAAGAUUUUCAAUGUUUGCAUAUGUUGACAUAUGAUUCUAGAAAUAAUUCUAAAAAUGUAACACCUAAUUUUAUAGAAAACUAUGUAAAAGAUGAGGAAAAAAUAGAUGACACGCCAUAUUAUGACUUAAUUGACACCAUUAAGGUAAAUAAAGAUAUUAAUUAUGCAUCUGUCAUAGUUAAAAAAGAUAACAGUUUUGCAUCAAAUAUUACUAAUGAUGAAACUGUUAAUAAAUUUAAAGACUCAACAGAUUCAAAAAUUACUAACAAAACUGUUGAAAUUACUAACAAAACUGUUACUAGCAAAACUGUUAAAAACUUUACAGACUAUAAAUCAGAUCAGUCUCCAGAGAAAUUAGAAAACAAGAUUAUUGAUACAAUUGUUAAAGAUUUUCAUGACAAUGAUUUAGAUUACAUGGCAAAGCUAAUAACAAAAAGUAUUAGUAAUAUUGAUCCAAAAUGUCAUAUGGAGACUGAAUAUGUUUUCAAAUCUGGUAAAAUAGGCCACUCAAUUAAAGGAGAAAAACCCAAGGUUGUGUAUUUACCUUUUCAUGAUAUAACAGACAAGCAAUCUGUUAAAUUGUUAUCCAUUGUAUUAGAAAAAAUUUGUUUUAGUGUAUUAAGAAAAACUGUGGUUAUAUGCAACAAUAUCGAAGAAGUGCAAUCUGUUGCAUAUGCAAUAGAUACAAUUAAAAAUUUUAAAGCAGUAACAUAUUCACCACAUAUGCAGAAAUACUCUCCAACAUUAGAGGCAAAAUUUAAAAUUCAUAAUAAUUUAAGAAGUGAACUGGACAUUCUUGUAACUGACUGCAAAGGGUUUUCAGGAGCGGAAUCUGAAUCUGUAAUUGUGUUUGUAAGUCCAGAAGAGAUUUUUCUUCGUCAUGUUCUUGUGGAUGCUAUUUCUAGAUCAAACUCAUAUUUAACUGUGUUUGUUAAGAGUUACAGUUGUAUCAAAGAGCUUUUAAAUAGCGACAAAACUAUUGGAAAUGUAUUAAAAUUUUGGUCAGAAGAGGUAGUUGAAAAAAUUACUGUUGUAACAUCUAAUAAAGAAAAUCAUAAAUCAAAAGAUGGUUUCUUCAUAGUAGAUGAGAAUUGCAAGGUGUUUAUUGAUCGUGGAUCUACUAUUGAUUUUGAAAAAUACAAGAGAAGUUUACAGUUUGAAGUCUUUCAUAAAAAUAACUUCAUAUACAAAACUAUGGCUUCUAAUCUGUCUUAUCAAAAUGAUUUGGCAAGGUUGUCUGCUGAAUUUAAAAAUUUUUAUCUUAAGUAUUAUGGAAAAAUUGGUGAACUACAACCGCUAUUACAAGAAAUUGGUGAACUACAACCGCUAUUACAAGAAAUUGGUGAACUACAACCGCUAUUACAAGAAAUUGGUGAACUACAACCGCUAUUACAAGAAAUUGGUAAACUACAACCGCUAUUACAAGAAAUUGGUGAACUACAACCGCUAUUACAAGAAAUUGUUGAACUACAACCGCUAUUACAAGAAAUUGGUGAACUACAACCGCUAUUACAAGAAAUUGGUGAACUACAACCGCUAUUACAAGAAUCUGCAAAAUUAAAUCAAAAGAGAAAUCUGAUAAAUAAGACUUUUGAUUUUAGUGUUGAACAAAAUUUAUUUUUUGAAAACCAAAUGAGUUAUACACCAAUUAAAUAUAGUGAAAUAUUUUCAAAUGAAAAAUCAGUAAUAUUAAUAUCUGGAAUAGCUGGUAUUGGGAAAACAUGGUUGCUUAAAAAAUGUUUGCUUGAUUGGUCAAAUGGUUUAAUUUGGAAAAAUAUUGAAUUUGUUUUUUAUUUGGAAUGCAGAAGACUCAAUCAAUAUCCAAAUAUUUCGAAUAUUAAUGAAUUACUAAAUGUUUUCUUCAAAGAGCUUGUAAAUGACUUUAAAUUUAAUAGUCAUACUACAAUGUUUAUAAUCGAUGGAUUAGAUGAGUAUAAAUAUUUUAAUGAGUUAUUAAAUCCAAGUUUGACUAACACUCCCAUUGUUAAAGUUUUACAAGAAAUUCAAAAAUACAAACAUGUACUUGCUGGUAGAGUUUAUGCAAUAGAUCAAUACCAAAGUAUAUCUACAGAACAUAGCCUUAAGUUAACCAUUCAAAUAAUGGGGUUUAAUGAAAAUAAAAUAAAUAAUUAUAUAGAAAAUUAUGUUGUGGAAGAAAAAAAAGAAGUUGUAAAAUCAACUUUAAAGGAGUCUCAAAUUGCAAAAGUCAUGGCAUCUGUUCCGUUUUAUUUAUCUUUAAUGUGUAAAACUAUAAGUGAUUCACAAAAUAUUGAUUCAAAUUCUUUCUUAACAUUGACAGAUUUGUAUGCAAAUAUUUUUUUAUAUUUUUUGCAAGAACACAUCAUUAAAAACAAUAAAUUGAUUUAUGAGAUAAUGGAAGAAAGUUCCAAUAAAAAUUAUAUUUUAAAUAUUUGUAAAAUUGCAUAUAAAUUGUUUGUUGAAAAUAAAAUAUUUUUUUCUGAAGAUGAAGUUCAAAGUUUUUAUAGUGACGUUGAUAAAAAUGAAAGCAAUUAUUUUGGAUUUAUAGAAAGGAUUGAAACAGAUCACGAUUGUUAUUAUCAGUUCGUAAAUUCAACAAUAAUGAUGUUUUGUGCAUCAGUAUAUGCAUAUAAUUGUUUAAGUUGUGAUGAGAUUCUGACCAAUAAGAAACUGAAGAGUUGCUUAUCAAUGAUUUGUGGAUUAGCCAAUAAAAACCAAAAUAAUUUAAUAAAGUUUCUUGUUAACCUGAAUCCUUCAAAAAACUCCAGUGAAAAAGCUUCACUUUUGUACUCCAUUUUGGAUCGUCUAAGUAAAAGUGAUUACUAUAAAGAUUACCACUAUUUAUUCAUUGAAUGUUUUUAUGAAAGUCAAUCAUCAUUUAAUGAUGAAAUAAAAUCAAUUGUUGAUGAACGAGGAAAGUGGUGGAUUUUGAUUGUCGAUGGAAAAACUUCUUACUUUACUUCUUGCGAAAAUUAUUUCAUAAAUCAUUACGUAAAAUCUGGAAGAAAGUUAUCGAGCUUAUAUGUUAAUAAAAUUAUUUUAAGUGAUGAAGAAAAAAAACUUUUAAUACAAUGUUCAACUAAUGUUCGCGAGGUCAGCUUUUAUCAUCUUUUAUCGCAAUGUCAUUUUUUAUCAUCUUUUAUCAGCUUUUGGCGUCCAAUUAAUUUCGAUGGAUGGAAACCAAAAGAUAAGAUUGAAGUGUUGGAGAUAGACAUCUCAAAUUAUUUAAUAACAAAAAAUGAUUUUGAAGAAAAUUUUCUUCCGUGGAUUAAUCUUUGUGAAAAAUUAACUCUUGAACUUCACAAAGCCAUUGAUUUUAUUAAAGAAAUUUGUGAAUGGAUUCGUUGUUCGAAUGUCAAAGAGUGUUGGAUCAAGUACCGUGAAAAUUAUUUUCGUAACCUCGAUGAAUUAAAAAACUUUACAACAUGAUAAAAUAUUUAAUACCUUAAAUAUAUUAAUUUAAAACAAUAACUAUAAAUAACUAAUGAAAUAUUUA
This is a messenger RNA of Hydra vulgaris (swiftwater hydra), 5524 nucleotides long. The record is from RefSeq and is a predicted model, not a curated record. NCBI's taxonomy places the organism in Eukaryota, Metazoa, Cnidaria, Hydrozoa, Anthoathecata, Hydridae.